Molecule: messenger RNA, 2223 nt
Organism: Empidonax traillii (willow flycatcher)
Lineage: Eukaryota; Metazoa; Chordata; Aves; Passeriformes; Tyrannidae
Gene: PTPN6
Product: protein tyrosine phosphatase, non-receptor type 6
Exons: 15
Coding region: 502-2223 (573 amino acids)
Biological process (GO): protein dephosphorylation
Molecular function (GO): protein tyrosine phosphatase activity
Source: RefSeq, a predicted model, not a curated record
GCCCCAUGUGCCCAUUGACCUUUGAAGAGUUGAGGUCUUUGAGGAGAGUGGCAGAGCUGGGGGUGAAGGAGCCAGCCUGGGAGAGCAGGGAGCUGCGAGCCGGGUAUGAGAGAGCUGCUUCUGUGCCUUUCGGUUACAAACCUGGCAGGAAUGUAGCCAAGGAGGGCGUGAGCUCAGUGGAUAGGAGGCAGGAAGAGCAGUCGGUCCCUUCCGUCUCCAUCUACCUCUCCCAGCUUGGCCUUGGCCUUCCCCCACCCCUCUGAUUAUUCAUUAACUGCAGUCCAGGAAGCACUUUGCAAAUAGUGACAAUUAAGCCCUCUGCUUGAGGCCUGAGGUUUGCCUGACCUGGAGCUACCUUCUUCUCAGUCCGCCUAGGAACAGGCGGAGUUCAGGACUCUGCCUGUGUGGAUCAGUAGGACCCCGUGGGUUGAGGGUUGUGGUACUUCCUCUGCCAGCUCCUGUCAGUCCUCCAUCAGUGGGGAUCUGAGAGACAAGACCCUGAUGCCAUCCCGUGGGUGGUUUCACCGUGACCUGAGUGGGCUGGAAGCUGAAGCCUUACUGAAGGGACGGGGUGUCCAUGGGAGCUUUCUGGCCAGACCCAGUCGGAAGAAUCAGGGUGAUUUUUCCCUUUCAGUGCGGGUUGGUGAUCAGGUAACCCACAUCCGCAUCCAGAAUACUGGGGAUUUCUAUGACCUGUAUGGAGGGGAGAAGUUCGCUACCUUGUCCGAACUGGUGGAGUAUUACACACAGCAACAGGGCUCGUUGCAGGACAAAGAUGGAACAGUCAUCGACUUGCGAUACCCCCUCAACUGUUCCGACCCCACGACAGAGAGGUGGUACCACGGGCAUCUGUCAGGUCCUGCAGCCGAGUCACUUCUCCAGGCCAAAGCCACCCCUUGGACGUUCUUGGUGCGGGAGAGCCUCAGCAAACCCGGGGAUUUUGUCUUGUCUGUCCUCACUGACCAGCCUAAACCUGGGUCUGACGCUCCACCAGCUGGGGCAACCAGUGCCUCUGGGGCCCGGCUCAAAGUCACGCACAUCAAGAUCAUGUGUGAGAAUGGACGCUACACAGUUGGAGGUGCAGAAAUGUUUGACAGCUUGGCAGAUCUGGUUGAGCACUUCAAGAAGAUUGGAAUUGAAGAGAUGUCUGGCACCUUUGUGUACCUGAAGCAGCCCUACUAUGCUACAAGGGUGAAUGCUGCUGACAUUGAGAAUAGAGUGCAGGAACUGAACAAGAAGAGUCUAUCUGAGGAGACAUCCAAGGCUGGAUUCUGGGAGGAAUUUGAUAGUUUGCAAAAACAGGAAGCCAAACACCUGUUUGACCGUCAUGAGGGUCAGAGACCUGAAAACAAGAGCAAGAACCGAUACAAGAACAUCUUGCCCUUUGAUCACUCCAGAGUCAUCCUCAAAGGAAGGGACCCAAAUAUACCUGGAUCGGACUAUAUCAAUGCCAACUAUGUCAAGAACACCAUGAUCAGCCCAGAUGAGUGCACCAAGACCUACAUCGCAAGCCAGGGCUGCCUGGAAGCCACAGUCAAUGACUUCUGGCAAAUGGUGUGGCAGGAGAACACACGCAUCAUCGUGAUGACGACGCGGGAGGUAGAAAAAGGGCGGAACAAAUGUGUGCCUUACUGGCCAGAGCUGGGCAGCACAAAGGAAUAUGGUCCCUACCUUGUGGAGAAUGUUGCGGAGCACGAUGCGUUGGAGUACAAACUGCGGCACCUCUGUCUGUGUCCAAAGGAUAACGGUAAGGCUGUGCGUGAGAUCUGGCACUACCAGUACCUGAGCUGGCCUGACCACGGUGUACCCAGUGAGCCAGGAGGAGUCCUCAGCUUUCUCGACCAGAUAAACCAGAAGCAAGAGAGCAUCCCAGGUGCAGGGCCUAUUCUGGUGCAUUGCAGUGCUGGGAUUGGCCGCACUGGGACUAUCAUCGUCAUUGAUAUGAUAGUGGAAACAAUCUCAACCAAGGGGCUGGACUGUGACAUUGACAUCCAGAAGACCAUCCAGAUGGUGAGGGCCCAGCGAUCUGGGAUGGUGCAGACGGAGGCCCAGUACAAGUUCAUCUACAUGGCCAUCUGCGAGUUCAUAGAGGCAACCAAGAAAAAGCUGGAAAUUAUCCAGUCUCAGAAAGGCAAGCCAAACGAGUGUGAGUAUGGGAACAUCUCCUACCCCCCUGCCGUGAGGAAUGCACAUGCCAAGGUUUCACGAAAACCCUCCAAGUAA